Trematomus bernacchii (emerald rockcod) is the source of this 1749-nucleotide messenger RNA. Its product is annotated as motor neuron and pancreas homeobox protein 1-like. Bases 64 to 1023 code for a protein of 319 amino acids. Gene Ontology annotation, molecular function: DNA-binding transcription factor activity, RNA polymerase II-specific; sequence-specific double-stranded DNA binding. Lineage: Eukaryota; Metazoa; Chordata; Actinopteri; Perciformes; Nototheniidae. Gene Ontology annotation, biological process: regulation of DNA-templated transcription; central nervous system development; spinal cord motor neuron cell fate specification. The transcript has 3 exons. Gene Ontology annotation, cellular component: nucleus. The record is from RefSeq and is a predicted model, not a curated record.
AAACUUUAAGAAAAUACAUAGUGUUCUCAGAAAGAAGUGCUUCAAAGUUCAUCGUGGGACAGAAUGACUACCACCAUGGAAAAAUCUAAAAACUUUCGCAUUGACGCGUUGCUGGCACACGACGUGGAGCAGAGGACGGACAGUGAUGGUGCGUCCCCGGGGUUGUACUACAGCAGAAGCCCCGGUGGCAGUCCUGUGUCAACCCGUGGCUCGGAGACGCCCUCCCCACGUCCAAACCCAACAAACUACUCUCCAGCCCAGCCAGGAGUACUAUCCAAGUCCCAGCUCUUCAGCCUGUCCCAGUCAGGAUACACUGCUCUACACCAUGGGGGUCUCCUCGGUAUGCAUCCCGCUUCCAUGUAUCCUCUGGCGGCCCUCGGAGGCCAGCACCCCGCCUUUAUGUACCCCGGCUUCACGCAGCUGGUCCAACCGUACCAUGAGCAGCUAAAGGGGGCACACAUGGCCGCGACGCACCCGCUGGAGCCCUGGAUCAGGGCCGGGAUGAUGAUACCCAGACUCGGAGAUUAUGGAGCAGCAGCCCAUGCUGGUUUGUUGGGGAAGUGUCGGAGGCCCAGGACGGCUUUCACCAGCCAGCAGCUGCUAGAAUUAGAAAACCAGUUCAAGCUCAACAAGUAUCUGUCCAGGCCUAAGCGCUUCGAGGUGUCCACUUCACUCAUGCUGACUGAGACUCAGGUUAAGAUCUGGUUCCAGAACAGGCGUAUGAAGUGGAAGAGAAGCCGCAAAGCCAAGGAACAAAAGUCACCUCUGACUGACACAGAAAAAGCUGCCAUGGAUAUACACAGUGCCAAGGCUCAGAGUGAUUCACACAGCUCCAGCCUGGAGGAUGAAGAGGAGAUAGAAGGGGAUGAUGAGGAUGAGAAAGAGGAGAUAGAAGUGCUGAGGGCGGCUUCUUUAGGCUCCGUAGGCUUCUCGAGGCACGCUGGAGGAGGAACAGGGAACUAUUACUCAGAGGAGGAGCCGGAGGAAGAAAGCCCAAGAACAAGAAGUGGGAUUUUCCCAUAGUUGUAAAUGGCAGCAUGCUUUUAUUGUACGUCUUUUUAUGUUUAUUACUCUUAGGGACGAUACACAAUGCAAUCAGGUGCACAAACAUGGUGGCAUGAAGAGGAUCAUUCAUUUCUCAAAGCCCUGCCCAUAGUACUAUACAUCCAAAAAAGCAAAAGGGUACCGUCAUCUGCACAACAGGCCUCAUAUUAAACUAAUCUCAUUAUACAAGAAUAAUGCCACAUUUGUGUUCCUCGACAUUUAUUAACAAAUAAUUCUGAUUUAUAAUUUGCGCAUGAUGAACGUAGCCUCUUUUCCUGUCCUAUCAUCUGAAAUGAAUUAAUUUAUCUUUAUAUGAACAUGUACUUAAACUGUAUGAAUGGGGGGAGGGGGGGUAAUAGCACUUUUAUGGAAGGUAGUGGAUGAAGAGACAGAAAAAUUGACUUGGAAAUCAUGUUGUAAAGAGUGUCAGUGUUACAUUGUUAUCAGGACAUGCCGGUCUGUUACACAUGUUGGAUACAUGUUCCCAUCAAUUGUUAUUUUGUUUUUCAUAUUUUAAACAAGAAAUAACAAAUAAUAGAUUCUUAUUCACCCUGGUAAAGUUAAGGGCAUAGGGUGUGGAAAGAAAAUACCAAGAUGUUUUUUUUUAUGUGACUGUAUAAUAUACAAUUAUCUUCUUAUAACAGCAUGUUAUAUUUAGUUAUUUACACAAAGAAAGAGGCUGCACGUACUGUAUUGUAUUUUACA